AUGGAUCUCCGGGCCGAUCCCAGCCUCCGCUUCCGCGGUGGCGCCUCUGCCGACAUGUAUGGGUACAAUCCCAACUUCAUCCGUCUUUCGCGACAACCUCCCCCGUCCAGAGGCCGCUCCCGUUCCCGCCCCCGACCGCAGGAACAACAACAGCAAGCCAGACUCAGCCCCAACAGCGCUCCGCCCAGCAGCGAGUACAAGGCAGCGCCCGGCGAUGCGGCUCACGACAAGCGCGCCGAAAGCCUCGUCAUCGAGGAGAGAUUCCUCCGUCCUGCGCCGGACGGUAUCGUCGGCACCGGCGGAGGAUCGUCAUGGUGGCUCAGCUGGCUUGGAUGGGGGAGCCGGCGCCGACUAGAGGAGCUGACGAGCGUCGGGUGGCGGCCAGUCAGGCUGCGGUUCGAUGUGCGCUGGUCUGACGGGGAACUGGAGACGGACUGGUACGAGGUCCUGUACAAGCACUUGUAUACCAAGGUUGGGAAGUUUGCGAAAGAGUACUUUGGAUACGGGGACCUGCCGGUGUCAGAGGUGACUGAUGAGGAGGAGGGGCCUGACAACAAUGCGGUUGGGUGGGAUGCGCUGCUGAUAAAGGGGGCGUUGCGCCAUGGGAAAGCCUUGGAGAUGGUUGUGUUUGAUGACUUGCUUUUUGGGGCGGACGAGGUGCAGAAGAAUAUGCUGGUGGCGCAGGAUGAGUGUACUCUGAACUUUGAAGGCUACCAUCGCACCGAGCUGCGCUCCGAGUGCGUCCGCGCCAUCCUCGCCGAACACACCCUGACACCCGACUUCUGGUCCCGCGUCGACCAGGUUUCGCUGCAGUUCGCAACGCUGCUUUUGCCCCUGAUUCAUCUCAUGGACAAGCACUUUCCGGCCAGCCAAGCCAAAGCACUGCGCUCCAUAUACCAAGAUCUGCACACCAUUGUUGCCGAAGCAUGA
Messenger RNA from Parathielavia appendiculata, 930 nucleotides. RefSeq lists its product as uncharacterized. The record is from RefSeq and is a predicted model, not a curated record. The coding region runs from base 1 to 930 and encodes 309 amino acids. The transcript has 3 exons. NCBI's taxonomy places the organism in Eukaryota, Fungi, Ascomycota, Sordariomycetes, Sordariales, Chaetomiaceae.